Molecule: messenger RNA, 1467 nt
Organism: Colletotrichum truncatum
Lineage: Eukaryota; Fungi; Ascomycota; Sordariomycetes; Glomerellales; Glomerellaceae
Product: nuclear envelope protein
Biological process (GO): lipid homeostasis; nuclear envelope organization
Cellular component (GO): nuclear membrane; nuclear envelope
Source: RefSeq, a predicted model, not a curated record
AUGGAUCGCAGGACAUUCGAAGGUCCCAUGGAAUGGGAAUACCAAGAUCGUGGCCCUCUGGAUGCAACCAGUCCAUUUUCUCAUGUCGCAAAAGGCAACAAUCAAAACAUCUUCAAAUCCCCAAGCAAAUUUGCAAGCUCCAAGCCAAAUUUGUUCGCCAGUAGCCCCUCCAAACCAAACCCUUUCGCGAACAGCCCCUCCAAGCCUCUCCCCGCCCUCCCGCCGCAGACAUCUCUCUUCUCUCCGAGGAUUCAGAGCAGCAACACGGCACCGCCUUUUCGCAAUCCCGCAUUUACCACGCCACGCAAGCCCUUCGAUGAGUCGGCCUUUUCGGAAGCCUCCGGCGCAGAAACUAGCCCCGCCUUGACGGAAAACUCGGAGUUUCCUGACGAUACCCCAGAUAUCGACCGAUUUGGAGAUGCGAAUAUGGGCACUAUGACGCCAUCCAAGGUUGACAAAAGCUAUCGCUACGGCAAAGUUGGACUGCUGUCAUCAAAACGUCAUGCGCCAGGCAAAGGCGAGAUUCCGAGAGGGACAAGAGACUACCCUGCCAUAAGGAAGCGGAAGCGACACAACCUGGAUCGGGAUGUUGGCGGAAGUGUACGAUGGCACGGCUCGCAGGACUGGGAUUCCGAAUACAAUUCAGAUGAUGACGCCCCUCGCCAGACGUCAGCUAAGCGUAACGGGAGCAAAAAGAGGGCAGGUCGCAGCUGGAUCGGCAAUCUGUUCCACACCCUCGAAGAACAUCCCAACGCCCCGGAGAACCUUUAUCGCUGGAUACAGCUGCUAGUCAACUGCAUUCUUGUCUCAGCAUUCGUGUUCUUCUGCUGGUCCAUCCUAGACACAAUUCGAGGUGACAUCAGAAACGCCAACGAAGUGGCUCGUCAGGAAAUUGAGAGCAGGAUGGCAGAGUGUCGCUCGGAAUAUCAGCUCAACGAAUGUGCCAAGAAGGACAGGCCAGCGCUGAAGGCCAUGUGCGACGAGUGGUACGAGUGCAUGAUCCAGGAUCCCUCGGCCAUCAUGCGUGUAAGAGUUACGGUCAAGCAAAUCGCAGAAAUUCUGAACGAAUUUGCCGGCGCAAUGCAGGUCAAGGCCUGGGUGUUCUUUUUCGGCAUUCUUCUCUUAUGUAUCGUCGCCAACAAUCUCACGCUUGGUCGUCUAGCAAGUACGGCCAGCGCGGAUCGGGCCGCGUCAACGCAUCGGGCGGCUUCAGGGGUCGCACCGGAGCCGUCAGUCAUCCCCGAGCCGUCGCAUGCGUACAUGUGGGUUCCAGUUCAGACACCAUCACACCGCCGGCAUCUUAGAUACGACAGCGACGCCACAGAUACGGAUGGCGCAUCACCGCCAAAGCUUAAAACGAUCAUGCCGCCCCGAACGCCUUCAGGACGACGCAGCCCAAGCAAGGGUGACCGGGACCGUCUACGGAGCCCAACCAAGUACGGGCUCAGUCCAGUCAAGGGGCAUUAA